This is a messenger RNA of Drosophila sulfurigaster albostrigata, 1169 nucleotides long. It is a transcript of the gene Rab11, whose product is annotated as ras-related protein Rab-11A. Lineage: Eukaryota; Metazoa; Arthropoda; Insecta; Diptera; Drosophilidae. Gene Ontology annotation, cellular component: recycling endosome. The transcript is spliced from 4 exons. The record is from RefSeq and is a predicted model, not a curated record. The coding region runs from base 104 to 748 and encodes 214 amino acids. Gene Ontology annotation, molecular function: GTP binding; GTPase activity. Gene Ontology annotation, biological process: exocytosis.
AAGGAUUAUUGGUUUUUUACCUUAUACGGGGUCGCACACACACAAGCAUCCAAAUUGAUUGGUGCAGGAGCAGAAGGAGCAAAACAUUAAAAACACAACAAAAAUGGGUGCAAGGGAAGACGAAUACGAUUAUCUUUUCAAAGUUGUGCUUAUUGGUGAUUCUGGCGUAGGCAAAAGUAAUUUGCUGUCACGUUUUACGCGCAAUGAAUUCAAUUUGGAGUCCAAGUCGACAAUUGGCGUUGAAUUUGCAACACGCAGCAUAGAGGUCGAUGGCAAAACUAUUAAGGCGCAAAUUUGGGAUACAGCUGGACAGGAGCGUUAUCGGGCCAUCACCUCUGCUUACUAUCGUGGAGCGGUUGGAGCACUGCUUGUUUAUGACAUUGCCAAGCAUUUGACGUAUGAAAAUGUGGAGCGAUGGUUACGAGAGUUGCGCGAUCACGCCGACCAGAAUAUUGUCAUCAUGUUAGUGGGCAACAAGUCCGAUUUGAGGCAUUUGCGUUCAGUGCCAACGGAUGAGGCGAAAUUGUUUGCUGAGCGCAAUGGUUUAAGUUUCAUAGAAACUUCGGCCCUCGACUCUACGAACGUUGAAACCGCAUUCCAAAAUAUACUCACAGAGAUCUAUCGUAUUGUGUCGCAGAAACAAAUCAGAGAUCCGCCGGAAGGCGAUGUCAUUCGUCCCUCGAAUGUGGAGCCCAUCGAUGUAAAGCCGACUGUUACAGCUGAUGUACGCAAACAGUGCUGUCAGUGACCGCCCGAAGCAUUCACCGCAGCAUCGAAAGCAGCAGCCACAACAGCAGCAGCCCCCCGCAACAACAGCCAGAACAGCAACCGCAAGAAGAAUUACAACUAUAACAACGGCAUAAGAUGUUAUUUUUUAGUACCACAGCCACAAGCAAUUUGUCAUUUAUGCAUGAAAUCAACAAGAACAACAACCAACAACAUCAACAAUCGCAACAACAACAGCAACUUUAUCAUCCGGCUGUAGUUAACUGCAGUUUAAACUGAAGUUUUAUAUAUGUAUACAUAUAAAAAAAUAUCGUAUAAAACGUCAAUGCAACAUGCGGCGUAUCUGAGAUAGAAAUGAAAAACACUAAAACACUCCAAAUUCAGUUUAAGCUGUAGAUGUAACUAUAAUUUAUAUAAAUAUACAUAAAUGCUAAUAUUAAAAA